CUCGGCUCCGCGCCGCUCCGCGCCGCUGCCGCGGGGGCCGCGGCUGGGAACGGGGGCUGCCCCGGCGCUUCUCGCACGUGCUGCUGCCGGUGCGGGCCGCGGGGCCGCCGCCUAGCCCGCCGCCGCCAUGGACGCCAUCAAGAAGAAGAUGCAGAUGCUGAAGCUGGACAAGGAGAACGCGCUGGACCGCGCCGAGCAGGCCGAGGCCGACAAGAAGGCGGCGGAGGAGCGCAGCAAGCAGCUAGAGGAGGACAUCGUGCAAUUGGAAAAGCAAUUGCACGUGACGGAGGAUGCGCGGGACCAGGUGCUGGAGGAGCUGCACAAGGCGGAGGACAGCCUCCUCUCCGCCGAGGAGAAUGCCGCCAAGGCUGAGAGCGAGGUAGCUUCUCUGAACAGACGCAUCCAGCUGGUUGAGGAAGAGUUGGAUCGGGCUCAGGAGCGCUUGGCCACUGCCCUGCAGAAGCUGGAGGAGGCUGAGAAGGCUGCAGAUGAGAGUGAAAGAGGAAUGAAGGUCAUUGAAAAUAGAGCCCAGAAGGAUGAAGAGAAAAUGGAAAUCCAAGAGAUCCAGCUUAAAGAAGCUAAGCACAUUGCUGAAGAGGCUGACCGCAAGUAUGAAGAGGUGGCUCGUAAGCUUGUGAUCAUUGAGAGUGACCUGGAGCGGGCUGAGGAACGUGCUGAGCUUUCAGAAAGCAAAUGUGCUGAGCUUGAAGAGGAGUUGAAAACUGUGACCAACAACCUGAAGUCGCUGGAGGCUCAGGCUGAGAAGUACUCGCAGAAAGAAGACAAAUAUGAAGAAGAGAUCAAAGUAUUGACUGACAAACUGAAGGAGGCUGAGACCCGUGCUGAAUUUGCUGAGAGAUCAGUAACCAAGCUGGAGAAGAGCAUUGAUGACCUAGAAGAAUGUAACAUUGUUCCAGUAAGAAAAGCAAAAGCCUCAUUAAUGGUCCGAGACUGGAGUCUGUGACUUGCUCUGACUUCCCUGAAGUGGCUGUCAGAGGCUGGCUCUGGGGAGGAGUUGCUGUGGGAUGCUGCAGCCUGACCCUGCGGAGGAAGAGGAUUGCUGUGGCAGCUGUUAGGAAGGCUGUGGAAAAGAUUCCCUACAGGGGGAUAACCUGAGAGUGGGAGGCCAGUUUACAUCUAGACUAUCAGAAGAAUAUACACAGUUUGAAAAAGCAAAACAGUCAGAAACCAUUGGAGACCUUUCGUUCCCCUCUGCAGAACAGCUCUUACAUUUACUGUCAUGACACAGCUGUAGGUGUUUGAUCUUGAUGGUGAUCUGUCUUGUCAGUUUGCUGCAUUUGGGCAACACAGAUUUUCACACUACCAUUUCAUUUACCUUCAGUGUGGUUUUUGUGGUGUUGUGUGGGGGGUUUUGUUUUGUUUUUGUUUUUUGAAGUACCAGUGGACAGUUUAAAGCCUCUUUGUAUUAGGAACACAGGUAUGCUUUCCUGGUUUAAAGACAAAUAAUAAAAAUACCAUUUCAGCUGUUGGGUUCCACAGUAAAGAAGUUAGGGAGUUGGGCACUUAAGGAUCAGUCCAGUUCCUGCUUGCUUCAGUGACAGGAACCGAGGAGAGGCUUGCUGGAAGGGAUUGGGGAGUGUAGGUUGAAUUAAACUGAGUAGUACUUGGCUCUCUGCUCUCUCCUGUAUUAGCCUGGUCAUGGUACAGUUGCUUUCCACCAGCUGAGUUAUGAGCUUCCAAGACAUCUUAAAUAUUUUACAAAGAAAAACAUCACUCAUAGAACAAGUUUUCUAUGCAUUAAUCAUGAAGUUUUAAGCAGGACUGAGUCCUUCUAGGAAUAUAGCUGCAGUUCUUCCAUUUUUAUUCCUCUUCGCCUGUCUCACAGCUGUUCUCCACAACAGGAGUCUUAGCAGGUCCUCUUUAGGUUAUAACAGCUGUUCCUUGGAGUAGCUAUUUAAUUGCUAAAGCUCUAGAGACAAAGGUAAAAUGUUUCUCUGUUACUAGUUACUGAACUGUCUGUGGUGUGACCAGUUUCUUUAUUAACUCUUACUUACCUGUUUUCUUUGUCUAAUCUCUCUUCAUUCUGCCUCUCUUUCCUUCUAACCUGCUUGCUGCCUGUACAGACCAACUCUACCAGCAACUUGAGCAAAACAGUCGCCUAACUAAUGAACUAAAGCUGGCAUUGAAUGAGGAUUAAACUUUAGUGCGAAUAUAUUGAUAACUCGUUUAAAAACUGCUUCUUCCAAAAGUUCCUCCAGAAUUAAUCACUAAAUGUAGAAAGUAGCAAGAAACCUAGGAAUUGAUGUUCAGGAUGUUAAUUCUCUGACAAAUUAAUGUAUGAAAUUCUCAUUUUGUUGGAAAAAUUAAAAUGGAAGUGCUCCUUCUGAUGAGGCCUUUGAUUAUCUGUAUGUACAACUGCUUUGGAGGAGCUGUAAGAUCCUAUCCACUUUAGUACUAAUUACAGCAUUUAGCUAACAGUAUCCAAAAAGCAACAGCCUUCCUUGUAGAGAGACUGUUGGUUUAGCUGAUGCCAUAAAUUGAUCCUGAGAUUUUUACUGGGAAGUGGAUGGAAGCGAGGAUUCAAAUUUGAAAACCCAUGUGAAGGAUAUUUAUGGCUGUUCUGUAUCUGGAGACUGUAAUGCAUUCGUUUUGCGUUACUACAAAAUGGGCUUGUAUUUGACUAAAAAUAGAAAUGGGAGCUCCAUUUGAAAAUACCUGGUCAGUUUAAAGGUAUGCUUGCAUUAGUAUGAAGUUAUUUAUGGGAUUCUGGUAAGAUGCAGCUCUAGAAUAUUGUGCUCAUUUAUUGUGUCAUGUAAGUGUGUUAAAUGACAAUCCUAUAAAAAUGUGCAUGCAACAUAAAGCUACUAAAUUUUUUGGUUUUUAUAGCAGAAAUAAGUUAAUAUUCUCAAAAGUCACUUGAAUGAAGGAAGUGGCUUUAAGUUUUUUGUUAGUUCUCUGCAAGUUCCAAAUUACAUGAAGCUUAAAGUGUGGAACUGCAAAGAAUUUGUAUUCUGUUCUUCCUUACCGCUCUACUUUAAAAAACACAUAAAUAAAAAUUCACUCACCAUCCCACAUUCCCAUAGCAAAAAGCUCCUGGAACCAACAAGAAUAUCGUCCCUGUUGGCAGUGCAUUUUCUUUUCUUUCCUUUUUUUUUUUUAAUGCAGCUGUAAACAGUUUAAGCUUUCAUUCCUUGCAGUUUGUUUUAUUAAUUUGAAGUUCUCCCUGGUUGUGCUGUCUGAGGAUAUUAGCAUUUAUGAGCAUGCACAUUUCCUACCUUCUAAACCCUCCACUCGAAAUGAUGAUUGCAUGCCUUCAUGUUCUGAGAAGCGGGGCCUCCAAAGAACUGCUAUUCAUGUUUUAAUUUUCUAAUUCC
This is a messenger RNA of Rhea pennata, 3335 nucleotides long. It is a transcript of the gene TPM1, whose product is annotated as tropomyosin 1. Gene Ontology annotation, biological process: actin filament organization; muscle contraction. The coding region runs from base 128 to 964 and encodes 278 amino acids. The record is from RefSeq and is a predicted model, not a curated record. Gene Ontology annotation, molecular function: actin filament binding. NCBI's taxonomy places the organism in Eukaryota, Metazoa, Chordata, Aves, Rheiformes, Rheidae. The transcript is spliced from 9 exons. Gene Ontology annotation, cellular component: actin filament.